Anthostomella pinea is the source of this 2589-nucleotide messenger RNA. Lineage: Eukaryota; Fungi; Ascomycota; Sordariomycetes; Xylariales; Xylariaceae. The record is from the annotation of a GenBank genome assembly.
AUGGAGAGUGCCAAAUGCAAUGUCAUCUAUGUUGAUCGCAAUGCCACCCAGAGCCGGUUGCUUGGGCCCUCCACCGCAGAGCUGGAAGAGGCUGGCGAGCUUCGGGACAACCUGGAUCUUCUUGUGAAUGCCUUCGGCGACGUCCACGUGUGUAAGGAUGGCGCCGCUUGCAUCUCCAAGCUCCUUCACCUCCACGACACUUCUUUGGUCGAGUUAAAGCCGACACUUGUAUUGAUAGAUACCCCAAACGAUGAGCAACUGUUGGAAUCGACACCACCGUCGCGGGAUCCUUCUCCGUGCUCUAAAGAUUCAGCUGAUGAGGGCAAGGACAACUAUCUUGUGGGCGAAGAGUUAUAUGGAGUCAAGUUGCUGGAGCGGAUCGUCUACGAGACACAUUUGAGGUGUCUAUCCAGGCUCGUUGUGCCUAUGCCCGUCGUCAGUUUUCCUUUAUUGCAGAGCCCAUCGGCGAAUGAUGGUGGGUAUGACAAAGCUGCACCACCCGCAUACGCCAGCUAUCUCGCAGAAACACAGGAUCCGACGAGCAAGUCCUUGACUAGUCGCGCCCUUUUGAGGAAAUGUCUCGACUCUGGCGCUGUUGAUGUAAUGGCCAGCCCACUGCAUAUGAAAGCACUUACUACGCUCGAAGUACACGCCUACCGGGCUCACAAGGAGGCUGCGAAGGAACAACAGGCCCAAUUGGAGAUUCGGAGGGGCCGAAAGCGCUCCUGGGUUGGAGUGCAUGAAGAAAAGCCUUUCUCGUACUUGAGGGAGGCCUUGGUUUCGGGCCUGAUGAGUGGCAUAUGUCGUUCUGGCGAGGAAGACGAAGAUCGCAUUGGUAGUGUGCGAAUCAAUAUCUCGCCCAAGCAUCGCGAUGAGAUUCACGAAGCUUUGGGCAAGUGGCGUUUCUGCGCCCAUGAGUUUGAUGAUGAUUCACUUCUCGUGGCAGCAACUCAGAUGUUCAGACAUGCGUUGGCGAUGCCAGAAUUGGAAAAGUGGCGCAUACCAACAGACCAGUUGACCACAUUCCUUGUCGCCUGCCGGGCAGCUUACAACACAUUCGUGCCCUACCACAACUUCCGUCAUGCUGUUGAUGUUUUGCAGGCAACAUUCAACUUCCUAGUCCAAAUCGGAUCCCUGCCUCCUUAUCCCUCCCAGUCCAGACCUCACAUGACUUCGACAGGAAAAUCACCGCUUGCGAUUUUACUUGGGCCAUUCGAGGCACUGACGCUCCUAGUCAGUGCGAUCGGCCAUGACGUGGGGCAUCCGGGUGUCAACAAUGGAUUUCUCGUCGUUUUGAAUGCGCCACUGGCUCAACUAUACAAUGAUCGCUCCGUCCUGGAGUCGUUCCAUUGUGCUGCCUACUCGCAAAUCCUUCGAAGACAUUGGCCGAGGGUCUUCGAGGACACAAAGAUGCGUACUCUGAUGAUCAGCUCAAUUUUGGCAACCGAUAUGGGACUGCACUUCGAUUACAUGAAGAAACUUAGCGACCUGCAGGAUAGAAUGCAGGACGAUAAUUCAACUGACGAUUGGGGUGGUCGCUUGCUGGAAGAACAGAAGGCGCUUGCUUGCACCUUGCUGAUCAAAUGUGCAGAUAUCAGCAAUGUUGCUCGGGGAUUUCCCGCCGCGCUCCAGUGGAUGACUAUACUAUGUGAUGAAUUCUCCAGGCAGGCAAAAAUGGAGAAUGAAAUCGGCAUCCCCUCUUCGCUCAUCUCAGUACCUAAACAAGAUUUCAUGUCCUUGGCCAAGGCUCAACUGGGCUUCAUGAACAUGUUUGCUAUCCCGCUGUUCCGGGGCGUUGCCGACGUCCUGCCUGCUAUGCAGUACACGGUAUCUGAGCUUGAAAAGAACAGACGUCAUUUCGAGAAGGCUGUGGACGAAAUUCCCAGAAUGCGAAGUGACAAGAAGAAGCUGUUUACGGAAGAACAACUCUGCCGUCAUAUCAUGGAAUCAGUUGAGAGCCUGGCCGAUGAUGAAGAUGGGCGGUGCUCCUCGACGGACACCGCGAAAAUUCAUCUGAUUCCGGAGAACCAUGCUGAAUACAAGAAAGCCGCUUCGUCACCCCCCUCGCAAACAAAUCACGUCCCUAAUAUGCCAGGGCAGUACAAGGAAAUGAACGGCAUAGCCACUGGUUUUGAUAGCGUGGCGGAUUUUGCUGCGAGCGAUCCCUUCAACGUUAACGAUCACGAGAACAGGGUCAUAGGACACAAUGGAAAGCAGCGCUCUAGCGAGACGACCGAAGGAGGCAGCUCAGUGCCAGGGUCUGGAGACUGGCAGUCCCAGGCUACGAGCGCUACCACAGGAAAAAUGCCACUUUCCCCGAGCACGCAAGGCACUAGCAUUGUCAGCAAAGAGUCAAUGGAGCGCACUUCUAGUAACCCGAUGACGACAGUCACAGCUCCGGACUCGUCCAAUGCGACAACGCCCACUGCGGGUGUAGACUCAGCCAACUCGGAGGAGGAGUCGAACGGAAACAUUCUGAAGCCAGACGGGACGCUCAAGAAGAAAACGAGUCGGUUCAGAAUGAAUGUGUCCACCUUCUUUAGGCGAAACAAAGGUGCAAGCUCAUCACCCGGCGGACCAGGAAGCUGA